Diorhabda carinulata is the source of this 1355-nucleotide messenger RNA. RefSeq names its product low affinity immunoglobulin epsilon Fc receptor-like. The record is from RefSeq and is a predicted model, not a curated record. The transcript has 5 exons. Lineage: Eukaryota; Metazoa; Arthropoda; Insecta; Coleoptera; Chrysomelidae. Bases 61 to 888 code for a protein of 275 amino acids. Gene Ontology annotation, biological process: biological process involved in interspecies interaction between organisms. Gene Ontology annotation, molecular function: carbohydrate binding. Gene Ontology annotation, cellular component: external side of plasma membrane.
CUACUACUAAUCGAAAAAUACCUAGCGUGUUACCGUUCCUUUCAGUGUUGCGUGUAGAAAAUGUAUUUACGUACGCCCGGAUUGUUGAUGUUCUUAACAUUGUUACUUAGUAGAUGUGACGUUCUAGGCAACUCGGAAAAAUUGUCAGGACUCAAAGAAAUAUCAGGUUACAGCCUGGAUUUGCACGAAAUUCAGCGCCAAAACCAGAUUACGAAGCAAAUUCUAGAAAAUUUCCUAGAAAAAAGACUUUUUGGUCAAAAUAGAUCUUCAAAACCCCCCAGUGUUUGGGAAAUUUUACCGAGAAACCGAAGAAAAAUGGUAAAUAAUAUUCAAGAUGCUUUAAGCAAUGGCACCGUCAAUGAUAGAGAAACAUUAGAAAGUGUGGAAUCUGAAAGGGUUUCAGCAUACGAGCAUUACACACAAGAUGACUGUCCGAAUUGUAUAGAUGAAACUGGGCCGACGCCGAACAGGUGGACGAUGCCAUUGUUGAAAUUAGGAGAGAAAAGAUAUUAUUUGGGAAUAUUUUUUAAGGCGAAUUACUUUCGUGCGACCCAAUAUUGCAGAUUCCAUGGCAUGCAUUUAUCAAGUAUCACCUCUCAAGAAGAAAACGAUAAAUUAGAGAAAUAUAUAAAAGAUUCAGGAUUCGGUCACGAGCAUUUCUGGACAUCGGGUACCGAUCUGGCUGAAGAAGGAAAAUACUUUUGGAUGUCAACCGGACGUCCUAUCACGUUUACAAACUGGAAUGCAGGAGAGCCUAAUAAUUUCGAAUAUGAAAAUGGGGAACAAGAAAAUUGUUUGGAAUUGUGGAAUAGAGAUGGAAAAGGACUAAAGUGGAACGAUUCUCCUUGUUCCUUUGAGACUUAUUUUGUGUGUGAAGUGCAACCUUGAACUAAAAUAAGUGUAAGACUGUUCAGACAUUAGGUAGUUACAUUUACCAGUAAAUUUCAUUAUUUUUUUAACGGAAAUAAAAAGUUAUUGCUGUCCAAUUAGAUAAUUAUCAAUUAUUAUUGAGAAAACGAAUCGUAGAUUAGUUAUUUCUAGUCAAUUACUUUUAAAACCUAUAGAAAGUUGAAUAACUGAUUUAAUUCUAAUAUCUAUUGUCCGAUUUCAUAUUCAAUAUAAAUUGUGAGUCAAUAUGACAUGGAUUAUAAAUAUUUUAGUGAAAAAUUGUCUCUAGAUUGCGAUGUUUCAUAACGAUUUUCUUAUGGAAUCAAUUUUCAACGUCAAAAUAUGACACACUUUAUUAGAAUAAGUAGGUACUCUUAUAUCAUUAAGAUACCGAAUACCGAAUACCGAAAUAAAAUAAAAUCUAUGUAAACUAUAAAUUUGAAAAUUAAAUUAAUACGUUAUUAGAA